Messenger RNA from Cladocopium goreaui, 213 nucleotides. Lineage: Eukaryota; Dinophyceae; Suessiales; Symbiodiniaceae. The record is from the annotation of a GenBank genome assembly.
AUGCGGCUCUUCGUCCGUGAUGUCGUUGGGCAGACGCUCUCCUUGCAGGUGGAGGGACAGGACACGGUGGAGCAAGUGAAGGGACAAAUCUGCGAGUUGCAGGGCCUGCCAGUGGACGAGCAGAAGCUGAUUUUUGCUGGACGCACUCUGGACUCUGCUGAGAGGCGACCAUGUGUUGAAACCUCCCAGCUUUCCGGGGACAACGAUUUCUGA